GGACUGUGCUACUGAAUGUACAUUCUGUCUUUUCCAGAAACGGGACGGGGAUUGAUUCAGACCUAUGAAUUAUGGAUCUUCGGCUUCUAUUUCUGAUCCUUCUAGUCCAGCCAAUUUCUGGGAGGCUUAGGAUGAAGUGCCCAUUGAACUUGAAGCACCAGAGUAGAAAAAAACCAUGGAGCUAUUACAGGCCAGGAGACUAUCUCAUUAGUAUGAUCACCACUGGAACAAAAAUAGUGCGUAUGACAAUGAUGCUUUUCGACAGCGCUCCUUAUAAUCAGUUUGACACUUUACCUUUUGAUAUGUUAAGAAUCCUACGCUACAUUUUUAAUAUUCAAGUGGUCAACAAGACUCCUGGACUUCUGAAAAACCUCACACUUGGUUACAACAUCCACGACAACUAUUUGAACAGACUUGUGACUUCAGAUGCCUUGCUAGACAUGCUCUCAAUGGGAGAAGCCAAUGUUCCCAACUACAGCUGUGGAAGGAAGGACCACCUUUUGGCUCUUGUUGAUGCAGCUACCGAUGACAUCUCCAUCCAGAUGUCAACCUUAGGAGGCCCCUACAAAGUCCCUCAGUUCCAUCCCUUUCUGGAGAAGACUGAAUUUCUCAAUCUUUCCAUAUAUGAACUGUACUUGGACCAAAAUGGAGAUUUAGCAGCUAACCUGAAGAUUGUGAGCUGGGUGUUUUUCCCUGAGAAGUAUCUCAUCAAAGAGAAAGUGGUGACUUUUGAAAGACAGAGGAUCAUUAUCAACCAAACUCUUUUGUCAUGGCUAAAGUCGCGUAACAGGUCUCUUCCUCAGUCCAAAUGUGUGGGAAAAUGUCAACCUGGAUUUGUCAAGCGAGCUCGAGAAGGAGAGCCAGUUUGCUGCUAUGACUGUGUUCCUUGUCCAGAGGGGACUAUCUCCAUUCAAGAAGGUGCUCAUGCUGAAGAUAAUGGAAGGACUUGUGGAAGUGGAUUCAUCCAGAGCAAGAGUGUCAAACUCGCGUCAUCAUCGUACCAUCACAUCGGGACUUUUUUUCCCUUUGAUAUGGAACAAUGCAUAAACUGUCUGGAUGAUAAAUAUCCAAAUGGGGACAGAAUCCAAUGUAUUCCCAAAACUGAAUCCUUCCUAUUGUAUGAAGAAUAUCUGGGCAUCAUCCUGAUCCAGGUGGAGAAGGAAGAAGGUGAAACAAAGGUUGGGGGCUCCGAGACUGCAGCCGUGGGAGGAAUCCCAAUUAAAGCUUCCCUGAUUGAUGGCUGCUCAGUCUUUGGAUUAAGACAAUCAGUGAAGGGGAGACUGAAAUUCUCUGGUUCUCUGGCUCACCACUAA
Pantherophis guttatus is the source of this 1313-nucleotide messenger RNA. Lineage: Eukaryota; Metazoa; Chordata; Lepidosauria; Squamata; Colubridae. The record is from RefSeq and is a predicted model, not a curated record.